Molecule: messenger RNA, 2904 nt
Organism: Notolabrus celidotus (New Zealand spotty)
Lineage: Eukaryota; Metazoa; Chordata; Actinopteri; Labriformes; Labridae
Gene: has1
Product: hyaluronan synthase 1
Exons: 5
Coding region: 199-1926 (575 amino acids)
Biological process (GO): hyaluronan biosynthetic process; extracellular matrix assembly
Molecular function (GO): hyaluronan synthase activity
Source: RefSeq, a predicted model, not a curated record
UCCCUUCAUAUAAAAAGCGCGCACGUGGUUUCAUCCUCUUGAACUUGGAAGCUUAGACUAUAAAGUCCACCAACUUCCCUCAGAGUCACCAGACAAGAGAAACACGGACUGGAUGUAGCAGAAACAAAAAGAAGGGGAACCUAAAAACAGGUUUUCUAACAGGUGCUGUCUUCUGUCUCCAACAGGAAAAGAAACACAAUGGAGUUUAAACCUUUAUUAAAGAAGCUGCUGUCAAUCCUCCGCACCAUCCUCACCUUCCUCUUCGCUCUGGUGGUCCUGUGUGUGAUGAUUUGGGCCUAUGUGGCAGGUUUUCAGAUUGCGACCUCUCCAUAUGGAAUCAUCUCCUUUGGCUUUUACGGACUGCUUCUUACACUGCACGUGCUGGUCCAGAGCUUAUUCGCCUUCAUUGAGCACCGGCGGAUGAAAUCUCGCACAGAGGAGUGCUCCUUCACCAAAACCAUUGGCUUCACCAUAUCGGCUUACCAGGAGGACCCCGUCUAUCUGAGAGAGUGCCUUAACUCCAUCAGGGCCCUCAAGUACCCGCCUGAGCUGCUGCGCAUCAUCAUGGUGAUAGACGGGAACUCAGAUGAUGACCGAUAUAUGAUGGAUAUGUUCAGAGAGGUGUUUGCUGACCAAGACCCCGGCUUUUUUGUGUGGAAGAACAAUUACCACACGUGGGACCCGAUGCAGUCCGAGCAAGAUAUGGAAAUGGGACCAGCAGUGAGCCCAGAGGAUGCUGAUUAUGUAAUGGUAGAGGAUCCUCAGAGAAAAGAGGUAGAGCGCCUAAUCAAGACAACAAGGUGUGUGUGCAUCAUGCAGAAGUGGGGCGGCAAGCGGGAGGUGAUGUACACAGCGUUCAAAGCUCUUGGGGAUUCAGUGGACUACAUACAGGUGUGUGACUCGGACACUAAGCUGGACCCUCUGGCCACAGUGGAGCUGUGUAAAGUGUUGGAGAGCAACCAGAAGUACGGCGCUGUGGGGGGCGACGUGAUGAUCCUCAACCAGAAAGACUCUUACAUCAGCUUCAUGAGCAGCCUCAGGUACUGGAUGGCUUUCAACAUCGAGAGGUCCUGCCAAUCCUUCUUCAACUGUGUGUCCUGCAUCAGUGGCCCUCUGGGUCUGUAUAGGAACGACCUCCUCCAGACGUUUCUGGAGUCAUGGUAUAAUCAGACGUUUUUGGGAAGUCACUGCACGUUCGGGGACGACAGACAUCUUACCAACCGCAUGUUGAGCAUUGGCUAUGCCACAAAAUACACUGCUCGCUCUAAAUGCUACACAGAAACACCUGCUCAGUUUCUGCGCUGGCUCAACCAGCAGACCCGCUGGACUAAAUCUUACUUCCGAGAGUGGCUCUACAAUGCAAUGUGGUGGCACAAGCACCACCUGUGGAUGACCUACGAGUCCAUCGUCUCAGGUAUUUUCCCCUUCUUUGUCACCGCCACCAUCAUCCAGCUGUUCUGGACCGGCACGCUGUGGGACAUCCUGUGGAUCCUGUGCUGCAUCCAGCUGAUUGGGCUGGUGAAAGCAGCCUACGCCUGCAUCCUACGUAGAGACUUUGUGAUGGUAUUCAUGUCCCUGUACUCGGCUCUUUACAUGACCAGUCUGCUGCCUGCAAAGUAUUUUGCCAUUCUCACCAUGAACAAAAGCAGCUGGGGGACAUCGGGCAGGCGUAAGAUUGUAGGGAACUAUAUGCCCCUCCUCCCUCUGUCAGUGUGGUCAGCCAUUUUGCUUGGAGGGAUGGGUUACACAAUCUACAAGGAAAGUCAGAUGGACUGGUCAACUGCAGCCAAGAAAGCAGAGAUUGAUUUUCUUGUCUUUGGGUGUGUUGCCUACGUAUGCUACUGGCUGUUUAUGAUAAGCCUUUAUUGGGUGUGGUUUCGUAGGGCUAUAAGAACACGCUCCAAAAGUUACUCAUUGAAUGUGUAGGUUUAGAUUGUCCAGUGAAGAAGGAGGUAGAUAAAUUAUUGAAAUUUAACCAUAUAUCUUAUUUCAUUUAUUUAUUUUGACAUAUAUUAAAGUAACUGUUGGAGUGGGUUUUUUUUUGCAGCUGCUAAAAAAAAGGAAAGAAAAAGGAGUAGAGCACUUUUUAAAAACAGACGAAAAAAUCAGUAAAAACUGUUAGGUUGAGUGUUUAGGACAAAUGAUUCAUAUGGAGAUGUUGUUGCACAUUAAAACGAAAACAGUACUGAGGGCCUCAGGCCCAGGCACUUCUCAGGUUUCUUUAGGACAGAUUUUUGUGGCAGAGAUGACCUUCCAUCAGAUAUUAAUUCCUCACAUCCAAAGAUCUGAAAGUGCUAUUUAGAUAACAUCUAUUAUUUUGUAUUUUAGGGUGAGGGUAAUGGAUCUUGUGUUGUGUUUUUGGUAAUUAUAAACUUCACUUACGAGCUUUACUGGGUCACUUUAGCGACCAUUACUUCACCACUGUUGUUGUUAUUGCACUGGAUCCUUGAAGGCACUUUCUACACUUCUGCAGACCUACUUGAACAUGCAGAAAUGGCAGUUGAAGUACUGCACAGUGGGAACGAUUUACAAAUAGAAAAAAAGAAACCUUACCUCUGUGAGAAAACUGAACAAUCAUAAAGAUGCUGUGGCUAAAGACUGAAAUAUGUUGUCACUUACUGCAGCCUGGAACAAUGCUGACAGAUGCUUCUUUAAAUAUUGUAUUUUUGAUCUAUUUGCUGUUUCCCUACUCUCUUUAUGGUAUGGGUGUACUGUGUAUGAUGCACUUUGUUUAACUUGAUAUUACAGAAGAGAAUGGACAGAAACAUGUCAAUUUUUAUAUAUAUUAUCUCAGCAGUAUACAUGCUGUGAGGGCUGGAAGUUGACUGAAAAUGUGAACAAAAAAAAACAACGAUGGUUUGGGGAUCUUGUAUAUACAAAAAUAAAAUAUUUUUCUAAUAUGAA